CAUGCUGUCCCUGCCCCCCCAGGUGUGGAUCCUGGGACCGACCUGCGUGGGACGGGAAUGCUGGGGCUGAUGCAGAUCCUGUUCUUCGUCCUGGACUCCCGGACGCUGCCGCUGGCCAGGGAGAUCUUCCAGCUCUCCCAGCAUGAAACCCAGAAUUUUCCCUUCUGCAUCAUGUCCGUGAACAUCACCCGGAUCGUCGUCCAGGCGCUGCGGGAGGAGCGGCUCUCCCGGGAAUGCAACCGCCGGCAGCAGGUCAUUGGGGUGCUGAAUGACCUGUACGCCGCUGCCUUCCUGCGGCUCUUCCGCCUCUGGAAGCGGCAGUGCGGGACUGUCGCCGACGCCGGGUCCUUCCUCAAGGAGCUGGAAUUAUCCACCAAAAAGAAGCCAAGGCAGCUGCUGAGAUCCCUGGAAGCCUAUGUGAGCCACGGUCUUCGGCCUUCCUCCCCUCCUUCCCCCUCCUCCUCCUCCCAGAUCCACUUCACCAGCAUCUGUGACCCUGUGGUCGAGCUGGAGGGAGAUUCCCGGCUGAUCUGACACAGAGCAGGAUGCUGCACAGGGAAUUCUGCUGGUGGAUCAGCCCUUGGAGGGGGACAUGCUGGUGUCUCCCCUGGUUUGGGGGCUCGGGAAGGGCCAGGAGAGGUCACAGAGCCGGGAUUCACCUGCUCCAGGUGGAAAUCCCUGGAAGUGAAAGAGGAAAGGCAGCCUGGC
This is a messenger RNA of Empidonax traillii (willow flycatcher), 708 nucleotides long. Its product is annotated as ELMO domain-containing protein 3-like. The transcript has 4 exons. NCBI's taxonomy places the organism in Eukaryota, Metazoa, Chordata, Aves, Passeriformes, Tyrannidae. The annotation marks the transcript as partial. The record is from RefSeq and is a predicted model, not a curated record.